Molecule: messenger RNA, 8519 nt
Organism: Talpa occidentalis (Iberian mole)
Lineage: Eukaryota; Metazoa; Chordata; Mammalia; Eulipotyphla; Talpidae
Gene: RBMS3
Product: RNA binding motif single stranded interacting protein 3
Exons: 15
Coding region: 728-2041 (437 amino acids)
Cellular component (GO): ribonucleoprotein complex; cytosol; nucleus
Molecular function (GO): poly(A) binding; mRNA 3'-UTR binding; poly(U) RNA binding
Source: RefSeq, a predicted model, not a curated record
AUACUGCAGCUUUCUCGACUGCGUACGCUGCUCCCUGGAGAGGCUCUCUGGGUUCCACCCACCGGCUAGAAGGAGGGGAAGUGAAUGAAAGGACAGGACAAGCCCCGAACACCAUGUCACUCUGGGAGGGAGACAGCAGCAACUAAGCUGUGCAAGGUUUCUUUUUUUUUUUUUUUCUUUUUCUUUCCCCUUUUCUUUUUCUUUUCUUUCUUUCUUUUCUUCUUCUUCUUUUUUUUUUGCUUUUUUCUUCUUUCUUUCCUUUUCUUUCUUUCUUUGUUUUCUCCUUUUCUUUAAGGUGGGGAAAGAGACAGACAGGAGACAGGAAGCUGAUCUGCAAAGAUUCGGAGUUGUGCUGAAAGGACUUUGAUUUUUUUUUUUCCUUUACAAACGCUGGCAAUUGACAUCGCUUACAGACAACCUGGUUAGAGAACCAACUGCCUCAUCCCAAGUGGACCCCGGCAGCUGAGGGAAGGCAGGCCAGAUCUGGGGAGGCUGUGUGUGGGGCUUUUUUUCCUACCGAUCCCCCCGCCCCCCUUUUUUUCCCCCUGGUGUGUUUCUUUUUUAAAUUCUUGCUGUGUUGGAACUAGCGAGUGGUGGAAGACAAGGAAUCUCUGAAGCCUCAUCAGUCAUCGGGACUGUCAGGAAUAGUGGUUUCAGAGGAAGCUCGGCCUGGGGCGCUAUACCCUGUCAUCCAGUUCCCUGCCUCGGAGAUAAAGAUUCCAGCUACAUGGGCAAACGCUUGGAUCAGCCACAAAUGUACCCCCAGUACACUUACUACUAUCCUCAUUAUCUCCAAACCAAGCAGUCCUAUGCACCAGCUCCCCACCCCAUGGCUCCUCCCAGUCCCAGCACAAACAGCAGCAGCAACAACAGCAGCAACAACAGCAGCGGGGAACAGUUGAGUAAAACCAACCUGUACAUUCGAGGUCUUCCACCGGGCACCACUGACCAGGACCUAAUCAAGCUGUGUCAACCGUAUGGAAAAAUUGUAUCCACAAAGGCAAUCCUUGACAAAAACACAAAUCAGUGCAAAGGUUAUGGUUUUGUAGAUUUUGACAGUCCUGCAGCUGCACAGAAAGCAGUAGCAUCUCUCAAGGCAAAUGGCGUCCAGGCACAGAUGGCCAAGCAACAAGAGCAAGAUCCAACAAACCUAUACAUCUCGAAUCUCCCCAUUUCUAUGGAUGAACAGGAACUUGAGAAUAUGCUGAAACCCUUCGGACAUGUCAUUUCCACAAGAAUACUAAGAGACGCCAAUGGCGUCAGCAGAGGUGUUGGCUUUGCCAGAAUGGAGUCUACUGAAAAAUGUGAAGUGGUCAUUCAACAUUUUAAUGGAAAAUAUCUGAAAACACCACCAGGCAUCCCAGCCCCUAGUGAGCCUUUACUGUGCAAAUUCGCUGAUGGAGGACAAAAGAAGCGACAGAAUCAAAGCAAAUACACCCAGAAUGGAAGGCCUUGGCCCAGAGAAGGAGAGGCUGGCAUGGCUCUGACCUAUGACCCCACAGCUGCCAUACAGAAUGGAUUUUAUUCUUCACCGUACAGUAUUGCAACCAACCGCAUGAUUCCACAGACAUCUAUCACGCCAUUCAUUGCUGCUUCCCCUGUCUCCACAUACCAGGUCCAGAGCACUUCCUGGAUGCCUCAUCCGCCAUACGUUAUGCAACCAACAGGUGCUGUGAUUACGCCAACAAUGGACCAUCCUAUGUCAAUGCAGCCAGCAAACAUGAUGGGCCCACUGACACAACAGAUGAAUCACCUUUCAUUGGGCACAACAGGCACGAUUCAGUCCCAAGACAGGAUUAUGAUACUCCACCAGCUGUUGUGUCAGUAUAUGACUGCUGCCGCUCCUAUGCAAGGGACCUACAUUCCCCAGUACACGCCUGUGCCUCCGACAGCUGUUUCUAUUGAAGGCGUUGUUGCUGAUACCUCUCCCCAGACAGUGGCACCUUCAUCCCAGGACACCAGUGGUCAGCAGCAACAGAUAACAGUGGACACAUCCAAUGAACAUGCACCUGCAUAUUCUUACCAACAGUCUAAACCAUAAACAAGACUGAAGAAUGUCUGUCUGAAACUUUGCCUUGAAUGAAGAAACUUCACUGAACAAGAAGUUGGCUUCCAGUUUGCACAGGCGUCAAUGGAAUGCGUUUUUUUUUUUUUUUAAUUUUCUACUUUACCUAAUGAAAACAAAGUGUUUUUAUGUGCUGUGCAAAUGGUUCCUUCAUGUGGUCUGACAGUUUAUUUUUCUCAUUUUUUUAAUUAAAGAAAAAAAUCCCAGAAGAGGGAAAAAAACAACAAAACAAAACAUGGAAGGUUGACAUUUUAUCUGGAAGAACAUUUGAAUUCAGAAUUUACCAGAAGGUGUAGAUAGAUUUUUUUUUUUAACAGAAAAUCUGAUGUCAAGAGGUGGGCGAUCAAAAAUGGAAACAAAUUGUCCUCCUAAGAAAUUAAGCUACAUUUCUUUUUCCCUUCUUGUUAAAAUCUAGUGGGUUGGGUUUUUUUUUUUUUCUUAGAAAUAUUUAGGUAAGUUUUAUCUUGAAUCUUAAUUGCCUUAAUUUUAAGGACGUCAAAGGCUCUCAAGGCAAGCUGUCAACGUCUUGUUAAAAAAAAAAAAAAAAACAAGAAAGAAUUGAAAUAUUGUGCUGGCUUUAACUGGCACAGAAGUUUAAGACUAUGAGUUUUUAGGGUGAAAAAAAACUGUACAGUUUAAAGAAAAUGUUUUUCUUCAUUUGAAGAAAAUUUGUUGAUAAAAGAAACCAUGGCAACUGCAAGAAUUGGGAAAAUGCUGGGACUUUUCAUGAACUUUGUCUUAAGUGUUGAAUCAUUCUAGAAGGCUAAAACAUUUUACGGUAAAGUUAUUAAUGUUGGUUUAAAAACAACUGCAUUAGAAAUAAUGCGUGUUUGGGGGGCAGAAUGCAGAUUUUUUUUAUUUACAAAGCGUGAUCGCUAGCAAAAGCAUUAGUGCUUUUUAUCUGCAGUCUUUUUUAUGAGCUUUACAAAGUUUUUAGUCAGCUUUGCUUGUCACAUUGCAAAACCUAGCUUAAGAGCAUUAAAAAAACUUAAGUAGAUAGGAGCUUAUGGUCAAAAAGUGCAAAAAAAAAAAAAAACAAAAAAAGCAAUAGAUAGAGAAAUUGUUGACAAUUUCUGUAGUCUUUCUUAGUUGUGAUCAAAUUCAGCCUAUGGAUGGCCUAUUUUAUACCAAAGAUGAAGUGGCACCCUAUCGCAGUCCAGAAGAUAAUGGUUGUUUUCUUUUCUUUUUUUUGUUCUUUUGAAAAUUUUAUUUGACCUACAUGGCCGGACCAGCUCUUAUGUUGUCAUUUGUUUAAACUACCUUCCACUGGUGUUUUACACACUGCAAAAAAAAAAAAAAAAAAAAAAAUUUUUUUUUUUUUUUUUUUUUUUUGUUUAUUUGUUGAUAGUAAAAGCUUGCCUCUGCUGUGUUCAGCGGUUUUAGCUGAAGAGUUUGGGAUACAAACUGAUAGAGCCAAAUGGCUUUAAAGUCUGCAAGCUUUUCUGGUUCCUUGCUAACUCGCUUGUAUAGUAAAACCUGUGUUGAUGGCCAUCAAUAAUCUAAGACUCCUGUUUAACAGGUUGAAAUUUCUUUACGUGAAUUUUGAACUAAAGACACUUUCUGAACCUGGUCUGAAAGGUCACUUGUCAAAAAACAAAACAAAACAAAAAAACACUUAGUGAUAUUCUGUUAAGUGGUUAGUGGUCUCCUGAAAAGGUCUCAUUGUAUUUGUAACAAUAGUCUUCCUUCUAAAUUCCAACAUGUUUUAGUUCUGUCUUCUCACUCAGUCUUUGUCAAUGUCUCCCACGAAUAGUCACCUUGGCUCUGCAAUUGGGGAGGGGCUCUCUUCUUGUUGCCUCUUUUCAGUUUGUUUUUUUUUCCCCCUAUAUCCUGAUGUUGUCAGAAGACAGACAAGAUAGACCUUUUUACUGCAGUUUAACUCUCUGAGGCAAGUAGGACCAAAAAGAUUAAAGGUUCUAUUAGUGGAAUUUAGUAAGCUUUUAAAAUGCUAGUGGACAAUCAAAAAAUGAUAUGAUUUAUAUUAAAAAGAACCAAAAGAAUGAGGUUUGAUCAAUCAUUAAAGCCAAAGGAGAGAUAUUUGCAUUGAGAAUGAUGCAAAAUUUUGUUGAAAAUGAACUAAAUUGACUAAACAAACAUUUAAUUAAUGAAACCCACGUUCAAUCUGUACAGUUUUACCUGAAAUUAAGAACAAUGGAACUCUUAAUUUAACCAUGCCCUAGAAUUGCUUUCUGAACAACUCAUUAGAAUCAAAUAGACGAAGCCCUUUUCACAAAACUAAGUCAUAGGAACCUGUCUUAGCCCAAAAGAGAGAGGGAGAUGUAUUAAGCACACUGUAAAAGAAACCAGGGUAGACUUUUUAAAACUCAAGUAAUUUAAAAAGCAAAUUAUAUACCCAUUAGGUCAACAUGAGUAAUGAGUUUGACUCAUAGGAAGUUGUCAAUAUUCCACUCCAUCGGAUAUAUGAACAAAGGCCUAGUGUUGAAAUAGACUCAGUUCUCUUACUUGUAACCCCUUGAUUGGAAGCUCAAAUCUAGAGAGUGACUAUAUCUUUGCAGUCCAAUUAGAGGCAAAUGCGUAUGCAAGAAAAUGUAGCCCGCGUUGCAGAGAAAUGCCAACUGGUCACACCCAUGCUUACGGUUUUUGGGGCUUUAGAGUGAAUCCUAGAUUUGUACUUUCUUUGGUUUCAUGUUCCAGCUUCUCAUGUAUUCUAAGGGUGGCACUUAAGUUUUAUCUUUGAGAAGUGGGUCCCUGAAUUACAGGGGGUAUCAGUCUACAUAUAUGGAACUGUGUUUUCAUCUGUUCUUUUCCACUCUCUGAACUCUUUGUAUAAAUAAGGAUUAUCCUAGGCAUAAUUCAUUUGAAUAAGAAACCAACAUGCUUUCUUUUGUUUCUGUUUAAAAAAAAAAAAAUCAUGUGAUACAAAGAAAGUCUCAUUUACGCAACCAACGAUGAGGCUAAGAGGUAGCUACCAUGUGGCUGAUGAAUGUGCCUAGGUAACUUUCUGUUUCUAUUCAAAACUACUGCUUUAUUUAUACAUUCAGAAACAUUUUUCAACUAUGAAAUUUCAACGGUCUCAAUUUUUUUAAGCCAUUUAAGGCAAAAGGAAAUUACCUGUCAUUUUAUGUGUCCACGUGUGUUUUGUGUUUGGAGAUUUUAUAUCAUGUCAUUCUAUAAGAUUUAUUAUUUUUAAACCAAAAAGAAAAAAAAAAGGUAAAAAAAGUCCCAUGAUCAAAUUUGUUCCCUGUUAUCUCUUAUCUUACCUAAUUACUUUUAAGAGUCCACUAUAAAUUGGGGAGAAGGGAAGAUCAACAGGUUAGCACCAUUACAUUGUCUGAAAAACAAACCAAAAUAUGUGCUCAAUAUAUGCAGAGACCAGAAUCCUCAUCUAAUCAGCAGUAUAUAUGAUGGUGAUUUUAAUCCUACUUAGGAUUAUAAUCAUUUUUUUAAAGAUUUCUGGCUUACCAAAUUGUUAUUUAUUCAGAUGUUUCAAUAUUUCCUUUUGACCUACUUUAGUUGCCAACACUUAGCUUCAACCUCAAGAAACAUCCUAAAACAAUAAUCCAAAUGGGAUACACUUUAUUUUAUCUAAAGUCUAAUUAAAUGGUCAGUAGAGGAGUGGUGUCCUUUUCAGUUUGGUAAAGUGUUGUCUGGGAGGCAAAGUAUGCCUAGUGGCUGGGAGCUCCUCAUGUUUGGCUAUGUCUUCUGAAGACAUCAUGGAACCCAAGGGAACUAAAGGUGACAUUCACAGGUAUCGGUCACUGUUGUCUUUAAACACUGGCAUGUCUCGAAUAUUGCAAGUGAGAUGCUAUUCUAAAAAGAAUUCCUCGACUUGACUCCAGUUUGGCCAGACAUAUUUAUUUCCUCGAUAGAUUUCAAUCAUUCAAAUGUUGUCUCCAUGCUUCACUGAAUCAGUUCCUUCUGUGACCUUGACAGAUUGGCUGCAUAAAGCAGAUAAAACACACUUUCACUGCUUUCUAAUGAAAAGCUGCAUGGUGUUAAAAGCACUCAUAUCAGAGAUGGAAGACUGAGAGCAGAAGACUGGGCGGAGCAAGAAGUUUGCUGUAGCUACAGAAUACAUCAACUCUUUGCAAAACUGCUUUAAAACCAUUUCGAUUGAUGUAUGACAAGAGAAAGUAGAUUUCUGCCCCCCCCCAAAAAAAAACUAUUUGAAUAACUAGGAUGUCUAUUAUAUACCCAUGUAUCUCUUGCAGUGGCCUUGAAAUCCCCAUGAAUGAAAAGUGAGACUUGAUUUAAAUAAGACCUUUGCCGUCUUCAUGAUUGAAGAGAAAUUUCAAUGGGUUGUCUAGACAGAUUAUAAUAUUAGCAGGAGGCUAAAAAUACAGAUGAUUCAGUCUCAUUCUUAAUUUGAGUGUGCAAACUGCUACAGAUGAACUGACAAGCAGAGAGAAAUUCCUGAAUGGGUUUUAGUGAUAAAUGUUUUCAUAUGAAAAUAGAAAAUCAAGUGAAAGGAUAAUAUUUGCGAAUGUGGAUAACAACACUCAGCACACUUAAGGAACCAUACUUCAUUAUAAAGUUUAAACAUGUCAUAGAGCUUUGAUCUGUUAAGUUGUCUGCAGUAGGGAGUAAAGGAUGAUUUUGUUUUUCAUGUUAUUUUGCUGGCAUGCUUCAAAAUUUUGAGCUCACUGGGACAGACAGCCUCUCACUCCAAUCUGAGGGAUUGAUGGAAUUUAAAUAAGUUCAUUGAUUCCUUACACUACACCCUUCCUGUGGCAGAGCGAUAAUGGGGUUCAUUAAUGAAUCAAUUCAGUUUACAAAUGAUAUCCACUAUGGCACUGGAAGACAGUUGAAUCAAAUUAACAUUAAGCAUUUCUUAACUGAUGUUCUUAAACAUGAAAUUGUCCCCUUACUCCAAGUGCUGUUGGUCUUGGCUGUCCUUGUUGGAUUAAAUAGAGUUGAGGGCAGUAUAAACGCAAUAUACAAAAUCCCUGAGUAGCCACAAAGAACUUUUAGAAGAUAGGGCAAGGGAGGUCACCCCAGUUUCGUGAUUUCUUUUUAUCUUUGGUUUUAUACACCAACACAUAUGCUCACCACCACCAAAAAGACAGGAAAAGGUGGCCGGCUUCCCAAUAUUCAUCUAUUUGUAUUUCUCAGUGGCAAAAUAACGUGUCAUGAAAAGCUUCUUCCACUCAAUUGUAAAACUGAAGUAAACGUAAGAUAGAGCUUGGAGUGUGCAGAAUAAACCACUAGACCACUGAGUCACACUUUUCUUCUGUUUUAGUCAUUCCAAUUAGUAACUGCUCCAAUUAGCGAUUCUUGCAGAAAUACAAUCACUCUCAAUUUUUGAAGGGCUAAUUAUCUACUUUGUCAAUUUGUUUUGUCUUUUCAACUAUUAGACCUCGGGCUCUCUUUCCUUUUAUUGUCAUUUUACCCUAAGGGUAGUAAAAGAAACAAUUGGAAAUAAAAUUCAAAUCAGUCUAUUUUGUUUCUUAUUAGGCAUAGAUUUAUUCAAAGACUUCAAAAUCAUCGGUAAAAUUAGUGUUGGUGCAUUAUAUGCUAUGGAUUUUUGUGACACGUAAUAUCCCAUUCCCAUCUACCAUGAAUAAUUGAGAGUUGGCUGUUUUCUUGCAGAAUAUAAAGAAAAAUAAACAGUAGCAAAGAAUUUGACCUCCCUCAAAAGAAAGUUGUUUUGGUUUCAUUCACUACUGAAAUUUGAACCAGUAGAAAAGGUCAAUUCAAAAUUGAGUUAUGAGACUAUAAUAGCAGCUCUUGGUUAAAUAUAUACUUUCAUUCCUUUCUUAAAUCUUUGACACCCCCAAAAUGUGUUGUUUUUUUUGUCAUUUUUUUCAUUACUGUAAUAAGGCUAAAUGACCUUGACACUCCAGUGGACGUUUUUAUGAUCAUUUCAAUUCAAAUGUCUAAAGUGUAACUUUAGCGUUAUACUUUGUAUUUUAGACACUCUGGUCUUAGAUUAUUAAGAAAGAUGCUCUGUCCUCCACCCCAAAAUGUUACUUCCUCAUAUAUAUAAAAGGAGUUAUUACAUACUUUUCAGGAACCAUAAAAAAUAUUUUCAAAAGACAUUUGAAAAUGUCUUCUCCAUUUUGAAAUUAAUGCUUCCACUUAAAAAAAGACAAUAUAAUUGGAAUCUUAAUUUAAAUUAUAUAUAAAAUUAUACUUGCUAUGAUAUACUCAGUUUCUAAAACAAUGGGACAUAGCUUCUUUUAAAACCCUUGUUUCUGACCAUAUUGGACAUCAUGGAACUUCUAAAAUAUCAAUCAAUUUUGAAUUUUAUUUAAGAGCAUUUUGUAUCGCUGUCUCUGACUGUCACGGAAAGUUCUGUACUCCUACAGUGUUUCUGGUUUAAUUUUUUUUUUUUCAUCUGUACCACAGUCAAAUUAGCUACCAUUUCCCCAUCCCUUGGGCUUUCUGUAGAUCAGUGGAUGUUAGGUUUAAACUUCUGUUUUCUUUGAUGAAGCUUUCAAUAAAAAAUGAAAAUAAAAUCAACCAAGUAGGACCAUUGCAUUUUUCUUCACUC